Messenger RNA from Prorocentrum cordatum, 846 nucleotides. Lineage: Eukaryota; Dinophyceae; Prorocentrales; Prorocentraceae. The record is from the annotation of a GenBank genome assembly.
GAGGCCCUGAAGCUGAAGGGGGAGCUGGCGCAGGAGCAGGCGGCGCGCGCGGGGUCGCACGAGCAAGUCCAGGCCGCCGCGAAGGAGGUCGCGGCCCUGCAGGGCGAGCUCAGCCGCGUGCAGGGCGAGCUGUUCGUGCGGGGCGAGGCCCUGCGCAUGGAGCAGGAGCAGGUGCGGCGUCAGCGCGAGCUGAGCGAGGAGGAGCUGCGGUGCAGCCAGCUGGAGACGGCCGCGGCCAAGGCGGAGGCAUCUCAGCUGCAGGCGCAGCUCGAGACAGGCGAGCUGCAGCUGCGGGAGCGCGCGCAGCAGCAGCAGGAGCUGUCCGCGAGGCUCCAGGACAGCCAGGCGCGCACGUCCAGCGCUCAGGCCCAGGCCGCAGCAUUCGAGGCGAGGCUGAAGGCGCUUGCCGUGAAGCUGGAGGAGACGGCGGAGGCCUCCUCCGGGCAGCCGACGCCGCGCCGGUCUGGAAGAGACAGCGCGGAGGAGGCCGUGGAGGCCGCGCGGGUCGAGGAGGAGGCCGCGCCGCGCGAGGCCGAGGCCGCCCGGGCGGAGCGGCGGGGCCUGCUGCAGGAGGCCGAGGCGGCGCGCGGGGAGCGGCGGGCCGCCCUCUGCGAGGCCGAGGCGGCGCAGGGUGGGAGGCAUGCCGCCCUUCAGGCUGCCGAGGCGGCGCAGCGGGAGAGGCAGGCCGCCCUGGCAGAGGUGGCGCGCCUCGAGGCGCAGCUGGCGGAGCUGGCGGCCACGUCGGAGAGGAUGCGGCUCGCCUCUUUGCGGGGCAGGUGUGCGAUCGCUAGGCCGACCGCUGCCUUGAAGAGGCCUGCCUUGAACCCCGCGAUCUUCGCGUACUGA